GAAGUUUGCGUACGUAUGCUUACAUGGCUUUUAUUUUUGGACAAAACAAACGUUGUCAUUGUAGAAAUGUGAUCACUACUGAUGGUUAUGCUGUAUCCUUUGUGUUUAAGAAAACUGUUUCCAUCCAAGAUGAACCUAGAAGAGAACCAAAGGCUCCCAAGGAUUUUGCUGAUAUAUUUGACUAAUGGAUUACCUACUUUAAAAAC
This is a messenger RNA of Rhizopus microsporus ATCC 52813, 206 nucleotides long. RefSeq lists its product as uncharacterized. Lineage: Eukaryota; Fungi; Mucoromycota; Mucoromycetes; Mucorales; Rhizopodaceae. The transcript is spliced from 2 exons. The record is from RefSeq and is a predicted model, not a curated record. The annotation marks the transcript as partial.